Mugil cephalus (flathead mullet) is the source of this 3563-nucleotide messenger RNA. RefSeq names its product T-cell surface glycoprotein CD3 epsilon chain-like. The coding region runs from base 1993 to 2523 and encodes 176 amino acids. Gene Ontology annotation, biological process: positive thymic T cell selection; cell surface receptor signaling pathway. The record is from RefSeq and is a predicted model, not a curated record. Lineage: Eukaryota; Metazoa; Chordata; Actinopteri; Mugiliformes; Mugilidae. The transcript is spliced from 5 exons. Gene Ontology annotation, cellular component: alpha-beta T cell receptor complex; external side of plasma membrane. Gene Ontology annotation, molecular function: transmembrane signaling receptor activity.
UAUGUGAUCUGAUGUAUUACUUCAUAUCAUAUCAUCAUGGAAUACUGUAGCCCCAGUGUGCGCCAUGGUACCAUAAAUAAGACAUUUAAGGCUCUUAAUGACGCCCCUCAUGUCAUGAUUGACAUGGUCAUGACAUGGCGGAGAUGUGCGUCGUCCGCUGAACUAAAAAAAAUAAAAAAUAAAUUUAAAAAACUCAUGGUUCAUUUAUAUAAAUGUCAUGGGUCGUCACAUUUAAAUUCAACCAAUUGAAUUGAAUUGGGACAGUUUAAAGGAAAAUUCCACUCUGCUGGUUCGACAAGUUGCACAAGCCCCAUUUGCGCAAUGACUUCCUUAUGUCCAAAAAUAACUUAAAUAUAGCCGAUGCGUCGCCCGCCUGUGCUGAAGCAUAUGAAUGCGCUGGUGUUUCUUGAGGCCACCUGAAGGAUGCGCGGCUCACUCACUGUGUUAUUUAUACUGGGUUAAACCACUUGGUGGCAGACCUGCGCUUUGUUGAGCACCGCCUCUGUAAAUCCAGUUUUCCAAAAACAUGCUGGCAGUUAAAUCUCCAUUUCACAUGGUGGGCAUAUUUCAUGGAAGCUGGGCUUUAAAUCAUACACAGGGUCUGCCUUCAAAGAAAUGCUGAAUUUAUAGAUACCACAUGAACUAUAGCUUAUGUGGUAUCUAUAAACUGGGCAACUGAAUUUGCAAAGAUAAGUUUGUGAAAAAAAAAAGUGUAAAAUGAUCAGUGGUGCCACUUUAUAAUAAUAAUAAUAAUAAUAGUAAUAAUAAUAAUUAUUAUAAUGUGUUCACAAGUUUAAAGUAAUUGUUAAUUACAGUUCCUUAUAUCAAAUAAGAUUCAGAAAACCAUUUAGGUCACUAUGUUGCUGUUUGAACAUAACCUCCACCAGCCUGAUAUAAUCUGGUUUGAUUUGCUCUCCAGUUUGUUAUUAUGGAGCCGUAGAAACAUUUACAUCUGAAGAUUCAUUUCUGUGAGAACCGUCUAUUCUACGUUUUAUUAUAAUUAGAAUUAUUGAUGACAUAUUUGUAAGUAUGAAACUCUGGUGCCUUUUUAAUGUUUUUGAUUCAACAGUAGAGCAACAUGAGUGUGCAUGUGUGAGCCCAGAUCGGGGUCAGUUGUUCAUGUUCGACAGCUUCUCCCCUCGCGCUGCCAGUGAAACCACCUGAGCUGCUUCAGCCAGACAGGUUUUUCACAACCAGUGCCAAAUUCAUUCAUUAUCUGUGUUUAAUCUGUGAUUGCAAAAAUGUUACACUGGUUAUAUGCAAGUCACUAUUUCUACGGUGAAAACGAAGAUUUAAAUACUCGUAACAUAGAGGGAAACUCUCACCUGUCUUACUUGUUCAUGUGCCGCACUUGUAUAUGAAUGAUCCAACAACUCCAAUAAUUAAACUAAAUAAUAAAAACUGUCAGAGUGAGACCUGUAAAGCCGAUCAAUCCAAACCAAACAUAUUGCACAGUGCUGUGUGGAGAUAUGAGGCCAUACGCAUAGAGCAAGUAAACAUAUAAGAAAGAUCAAAAUAGCACACAGUGGUUUUAUUCACAGUAAAAAAAAAAAAUAAAAGUGUUACUUUAUGUGCAUUGUCAUACAUUUACGUCUAAUACACAAUUGUGAUAUGUCGGUAUAUGUUGUCAUCUCCAGUUUUCUAUGGAAAAAAUAUAUAGUAUAGUAUAAAGUAUAAACUCUUCUCGUCAACUACAUUUUGAGGUUUAACUGUGAAUUCGUCUUGAAAAAAACAUUUCCUGUGGGGUUCAGUGUGUGUGUGUGUGUGUGUGUGUGUGUGUGUGUGUGUGUGCAUGUGCUCAAGAGCCUUAGAGAGAGGGAGACUGUGUGUCAGACCGAGAGAGAGCCCUGGUUCUGCUGCUCUCAAUCUUUUGUGUCUUAUUGAACAGGUAGCUCGCUGUAAUUUGUUUAUCGUCUAGAGGACACGUUCACAACUUUGACAUAUACAACAGAAAGAUCGAAGACACGAAAAGACGGUGGCCGUCCCAAAACAAUGGAUGUUCAUGUCGUGCUCGUCGUCUUCCUCAUGUUCGCAGGAACCGUAAAGGCAGAAGGAGGAGUAACAUUCUGGGGGAACAUGGUAAAACUGACCUGUCCAGGCAGAGGGAUGUUUUACAAAGACAACGUAAAGGUCAAUGUAUCCAGGCCAGGUGAAUAUGAAUUCGACUAUAAAGGCAAAGUCACAUACAGCUGUGUUUACGAAAUGACGGAUAGCAAUGAACAAAAACAUCGUGUAAGAUAUCUAUUCUACGUGAAGGCAAAGACUUGUGAGAACUGCUUUGAGCUGGAUGCUGUUUUAUUUGCGGUGGCCAUCGUUGGCGACUUGAUCUUUACAUCAGUUAUAAUGAUAGCAAUCUACAAGUGCACCAAGAAGAAAAACCCAGCAGCAUCUAAUAACGCUGCACCCAAAGCACCUGGUCGUUCAGGAGGCCGACCUCCACCUGUCCCAUCGGUUGACUAUGAGCCACUGAACCUCAACACUCGCUCCCACGAUACCUACUCCAUGGUGAACAGGACCGGAUAGAAACAAGUCACCUGAAGGCAUCUGGUGAAGUCGGCGCUGAUGAAGGCAAACAUUAAAGAAGUCGUAGAUGCUUCAUGCUCCCAGCAGCAUGUACACACACAGGCUUUUGCAGCUUAGUCCAAUGUAGAUCACUGCAACUGCUCUGUUACAAAGUGUUUUUUUUUUUUUUUUAUCAUGAAUAUGAUGUUUUUUGGUUUUGUUGUUUAUGAUACAUUUGUGGUUGUUGAUUAGCUUCUUCCGUAAAGAUGACAAAUUAGUUAGAGAAUACGUUUUAGCACUGAUCUCACCGGGUUGUAGUGUGUUAUGUUGUUGAAUUGAUUUUUCAACCAACGUUUAAUGAAGAACAACGUGGGACUUAGUAGUUGACAGUACAUCCAUAUUUCUUUCAUGUUAAGGGGAAAACAAUAGAUACAUGCACAGGAUUAUGGCUUGAUUGGAUGAGAUGAUGAUUUUCAAUUCAUCCAUGAAAUGAACACGUGUGCGAAUUCAAACUAUCUAUCAAAAAGUGAGAGAACAUAAAUAUAGAGCAAGUAACUUUUUUUUUUUUUGUCGCUGUCCACUCUGUAAAGCCAAGUGAUCUUUGCCUGUUUAAGGGCACCGUGGAUACUUGAGCCCGUUUACACAGCAGACAUGAAAAAUAUGGGAGCCAGACCUUCAAACUAUACACAUGUAACCUUUAAAAUACUGUUUCAAACACAGCUACCUGCUCAUCCGAUCAAACUAUUUACGUGCCGGAGAGACAAACUGUGCUUUAUUUCGUUGCUCACGAGGCCUAUUCUUUCAUAAAGUGUGCUUUUAUUUACGAAUAUGAUGUUUUUAUGAUAUUUUUCUAUGAUAUAUUUUUGGUUGUUUUUCUGCUUCUGCUGUAAAGAUGAUAAAUCAGUGGUGUUAGCUAGCAGUGUGUUGUGUUACUGAAUAUCACCAAAGCUGUCAAACUAAAUGUAAAAAACCUCUGUAAGGGUAAAACUCAUGGGAAAGUUGCUGUGUAUCGUGUUGUGUAUCAAACUGCCAUUAAAAUUCAAACUAGUUACCUUAUAAAA